GUCAGCUCCUCCGGUCUCCCCUCCAUAAACCCUACCAAAUAUUUAGUUUUUCGCCUUCUCCACAAUCUGCGAAACCUCAAGCUAUGAAUGCUUAUUGCAUGACCAAGCCUCAAGCACUGGAAAAUGAAACUAUUUGAAGGCAUUUUGAUCUCCUUACUCUACAAGAUGUUGCUUUUUAUGCGCAACCUCUUUCAAAUUGGUCGGAGAACUUCCCUCCGAGUAAGCUCAUUCGCUGCUUCAUAUUCUGAAAACCCUAGUUACCCAUUUGCCGCUGCGUACGGUGUUUCAUCAUCGAUAUCAUUUUCUCAUAGUUCGUUCAUUGCUUGCCCUUUGGUUUGGUUCACUGGCUUUCUUUUUGUAUUUAGAUUCCCCUUUGUCUCCAAAUCGAGCCCCCAAUGCUCUCUUGAUGAUAUUAGUUCUGACUCAUUGCGAAGUAUAUUAAAAAAUGGCGAUUGGGAUGAUCCAAAAGUGGCUAGUAUAUUUACAUCAGCAUUAGCGCCCAUUUGGGUGGGCAAGGUUUUGGUCAAAUUGAAUGGAGAUCCGAAGCUUGCCUUGAGGUUCUUCAAGUGGGCAAGAAGCCAAAUUGGAUUUCGCCACACCACAGAAUCGUAUUGCAUCGUGGCUCACAUUUUAUUUUGUGGGAUGCUUUACCUUGAUGCAAGAGAGAUACUUAGGGAGUUGAUUUUGUUAAAUAGAACACUACCGGGUUAUGAUUUGUUUGAUAUGUUGUAUUCGACAAGGAAUGUUUGCCGUCCAGGCUUUGGAGUAUUUGAUUGUUUAUUUAGCGUAUUAGUUGAGCUGGGAUUACAUGAAGAAGCUAGUCAAUGUUUUUUGAAGAUGAAGAAGUUCAUGGUUCUUCCAAAAGUGCGAUCCUGUAAUGAGCUUUUGCAUAGACUUUCAAAAGCAGGCAAAGGGGAAUCAUCAAUGAAAUUCUUCAAGAACAUGGUUGAGGCUGGUCUUUCACCCACAGUUUUCACAUAUAAUAUAAUGAUAGGUUAUUUGAGUAAAGAAGGAGAUUUAGAAACUGCUAGGAAUUUUUUUGAAGAAAUGAAAGGGAUGGGCCUCACUCCAGACAGAGUGACAUAUAAUUCUCUCAUUGAUGGACAUGGGAAAGCAGGCUUAUUAAAAGAAGCAGUUAAUUUAUUUGAGGAAAUGAAAGGUGUAGGAUGUGAACCAGAUGUGAUAACCUACAAUUCUCUAAUCAAUUGCUUCUGUAAGUUCGAAAGAAUUCCUCAAGCUUUUGCCUAUCUGCAUGAGAUGAAGAAAAGGGAGUUGAAACCAAAUGUCAUAACUUAUAGUACGUUUAUUGAUGCAUUUUGCAAGGCAGGAAUGAUGCUGGAAGCAAUUAAAUUUUUUGUUGACAUGAGACGGCUUGGUCUUCUACCUAAUGAAGUUACCUAUACUUCUCUGAUUGAUGCAAACUGUAAAACAGGUAAUAUGGUUGAAGCAUUUGCACUGGCAAAUGAUAUAUUGCAGGCUGGAUUUAACUUAAACAUUGUGACCUAUACCACUUUAUUGGACGGUCUUUGUGAAGAUGGUAGGAUGAAAGAAGCAGAGGAGUUAUACAGGGCAAUGUUGAAAGCUGGAGUGGCUCUUAAUGUAAAAACUUAUACUGCCCUUGUUCAUGGAUAUGCUAAGGCUGAGAUGGCAGAGAAAGCGAUCGAUAUUUUAAAGGAAAUGAAGAAGAAAAGCAUCAAAUCAGAUCUAUUGCUUUAUGGAACCAUAAUAUGGGGCCUUUGCAAGCAGAACAAGAUUGAAGAAGCAGAGACUGUAAUUCAUGAGUUAAAAGAUUGUGGUCUAACUUCAAAUAGUUACAUAUAUACAACCCUUAUGGAUGCAUAUUUUAAGGUUGGGAAAACCACAGAGGCGCUUAAUCUGUUUCAAGAAAUGCAGGACUUGGGCAUUGAGGCAACAGUUGUAACCUUUGGCGUACUAAUAGAUGGUUUUUGCAAAAUGGGACUUAUCCAGGAUGCAGUUAGUUACUUUGGCCACAUGACAAGCAUUGGUUUGCAACCUAAUAUAAUGAUUUAUACUGCUUUAAUUGACGGCCUUUGCAAAAAUAAUUGCCUUGAAGAAGCAAAGAAGUUGUUCAAUGAAAUGCUGGAUAAGAGAAUGAGUCCAGAUAAAAUUAUUUACACUGCUUUGAUUGAUGGGUACCUGAAGCAUAAAAAUCCACAAGAAGCUUUGUGUUUACGAGUGAAAAUGGUUGAAAUGGGUAUGGAGUUAGAUUUGCUUACUUAUACUUCAUUAAUUUCGGGUUAUUGUGAUUGUGGUCUUGUACAAGAGGCAAAGUCAUUGCUUGAUGAGAUGCUUGUAAAGAAUAUAAUCCCUGAUGAGGUUCUUUGUAUUCGUCUAUUGAGAACAUAUUAUAAGCUAGGAGAUAUAAGUGAUGCUGUGGCUCUGCAAGAUGAUAUGAUUAAGAGGAGCCUGAUUACUGGACCCAUCAAUGUCACAGCUUCUUCUAUACACACUUGAGAGGGAAAUUAUCUCGUUCUUACUUCAUUGUUCCCAGAUAUAGUGACCAGCAAUUAAUAUUUUGAUGAUUGCUUCCGGGGCUGAAUAACAUAAUUGAAAUGAACAUGAUGCCUGAUUAUGGAAGGGCAAUUGCUGGUUCCAAUCGAUGUUUCUAGAAGGUACUCUGAUGUGAGUUCUGCUUCUAGGAUUUCUAUUGCAAACUUUUGCAUGUAACUUGGCAAAAGAAUGAUAUUAUUGUUCCAGAGGAUAAUUCUUCAUGGAAUCAACCACGUCAGAAUAACAACAACUUUUAUAGCAGAUGAGAAGGAUUUCAGGCUCCACAUCAUGUUCUUAUUUCAUGCAUAAACAAUUUUCGGUUACAAACCAAAUGCGAACCAAAUGCAUGCCAGCAGGCUUGAAUUGGAGGUACCUUAGCAUCCAGAUUGCCCACGUGCUUGGAAUCAGGGGGAUUACCCAUCUUAAAGGAUCUUAUAUAUUUAACCUUGUUGGGUUGGCAUGGGAAGCUGUGGUUGUUAUUAUUUACUCACUUCAAAGCUGAGAAGAAUUAUGGCAUCUCGACUCAAGUGGUCAUACAUGUUUAGAACUGGAUCAAAUCUAUGAGAACCUCUACUGCUAUGAGCUCAUUCGAUGAAGAGAUUGCCCAUGUAUUUAUUUUUCCCACAUUCUCAUUGUCUUGAAUGUUGGAAAGGUUGCUUCUCUUGAUCCAAGGCACUAGAGAAGUUGGGAAGGAUACUUGCAUUCAGACUUUACCUUGAGAACAAGCUAGUUUUCAAGGGAGUGACAAUUGAUGGCAAUUCAAGCGCAACGCAUGAAAGCAUGUAUGACUUGACCCAAAACUCAGCCCAACAACCUUGAGUGGAGAAAGUACAGUUGUCUGAAGUUAAUACUACAACAUGAAUUAUGGAGAGUAUUUAUAUUUAUUAGGCCACUGGUCCUUCGUAAAAUAAUGUGGAUUCACAUUGGAAGGACAUCAUUUGAGGGUUGUUAUCUUGAUUUUUUCCUUUUACUUGUUUAUUUUUGCUUUUGUUAAAAUCUGAGUAUUCUAACCUGGCAAGGCAAGCAAAUGAUCCGUCAUUUUUUGUAGUUAUAGUUUCACCCUCAUGAUAUAUAAGUAAAGGACAAUUUUGCCUUGUCA
Prosopis cineraria is the source of this 3610-nucleotide messenger RNA. RefSeq names its product putative pentatricopeptide repeat-containing protein At2g02150. Gene Ontology annotation, molecular function: protein binding. The transcript is spliced from 3 exons. The record is from RefSeq and is a predicted model, not a curated record. The coding region runs from base 124 to 2475 and encodes 783 amino acids. Lineage: Eukaryota; Viridiplantae; Streptophyta; Magnoliopsida; Fabales; Fabaceae.